CAAAUUUUUUUUUUGUCUUUUUCCCUAUCAGGCUUUCACCCAAAUCUUUGAUUUUUUCCCUUCAAGAAUCAGUUUUUGUUUCUUCACUUUAUUUUCUUGUUUUUUUUUUUUUUUCCUCAUUUACUAUUAUUCCCAACAUUAGCCUUUUGUUCAUCAAUUGUACUAUGGAGAAAAGGCUUUCUUCUUGUUCAAAGCAAAGUUAGAGUCUUAUUGCUUCUGAAAGUUCUUGAUUUGAGGUAAAGAUUUGAUUUUGAUUUAUGGGUCAAUGGAUUUAAGUGUUUUGUUAAGUGGGGUAUAUUAGUUUCGAGGACUUAUGGGAAAUUUGUGGUAAAGAACAGAUUUUUUCAUAUUUCUAGUGUUUUUGCUUGUGGAAUCUGAAUUUGCAACUUACUAGAGAAAUGGAUUUUUGGCUUUGUGAUUAUUUGAAUGGUUGAUGCCUGUUCAUGGGGAAUUCUUGAAUUAGUCCGUAUUGAAUAGUAGUUUGUUGUAUCUACACCGCUGGGAGGUAGCAGGUAUCUGUGAAAUAGUUGAGGUGCUAGCAAGCUGGCCGGAACACCACUCUCGUUAAAAAAAUAAUUUUGUUGUAGCUGUGCUAAUGAGAUGUAGCCGGUAUUCCGUGAAAUAGUUGAGGUGCGAGCAAGCUGGCCUCGACACCAUUAUCGUUAAAAAAAUUAUUUUUUUGUAUCUGUGAUGGUAGAAAGUAGUAGGUAUCUCGUGAAAUUGUUGGGAUGCGAGCGUGCUGGCCUGGAUAUCAUUGUCGUUAAAACAUAGUAUUUUGUUGUAUCUGUUAAAAGACUAGAAGAGGGGUAAGUGAAGAGAAGGGUAGAGGGGCGGGACCUGUUGUUCCCGAGUUUUGACUAGAAGAGGAGUAAGUGGAGAAGGGUAGAGGGGCGGCGUAACCAUUAUCCCUGAGUUUUGAAGGCUGCGGUUGGUCCUAAGGAUUGGCCUCAAAUGGAUUUUUCCGUCAUUUUAAAAAAAGAGAAGAGUACUGAGGUAGCAGGUAUCCUUUGAAAUUGUUGAGGUGCGAGCAAGCUGGCUUGGACAGCAAAGUCGUUACAAUAUAUUAUUUUGUUGUAUCUGUUAACAGACUAGAAGAGGGGUAAGUGGAGAAGAGUAGAAGGCAGAACCGUUAUUCCCGAGUUUCGACUAGAAGAGGAGUAAGUGGAGAAGGGUAGAGGGGCGGAACUAUUAUUCCUGAGUUUUGAAGGCUGCGGUUGGUCCUGAGGGUUGGCCUCAAACAGAUUUCUCGAUCGUUUUGGAAAAAAGGACUAGAAGAAGAGUGCUGAGGUGGAGGAAGAUGAAGAGAGGGAAAGGUGAAGAGAAAGUUAUGGGACCUAUGUUUCCAAGGCUUCAUGUUAAUGAUACAGAAAAAGGAGGUCCAAGAGCACCUCCAAGGAAUAAGAUGGCUCUUUAUGAACAACUUAGUAUCCCUUCCCAAAGAUUCAAUCCUGGUGAUUUGCCUCUUAACUCCAAUAACACUGCAAAUGUGGUCCCUCCUUACUCAAGCCAGGGGAAUGAACAUGAAAGAAGUGUAGUUUCCUCAAGACAGCUUCCUGCAUUAGGACAUCCAGUUGAGAAGCCACAUGGCCGUAAUUCUGGUUCAAAUACUCCAUUGCGGGAAGUUAAGUCUAAAAAGCAAACAGAAAAGGAAGACUUUAGAGUUCCCACUUUUGGUAACUCCAAGGUGGAUCAAGGACAUGGGAAAUUCUAUAACAAUAUGGAUAUGGAAAAGCUCGCUCCCUUUAAUCAGUCAUUUUCAGGGUGCUCAAACAAAGAAUUGAAAGAAAUUACGGGCCUAAUUACGAGACAGCAUGGUAAAAGCCAGAAUGGAGAGACCAAUAUUGUACGAUUGGAAUUCAGAUCUGAUUCUCAAGUUGAUUGCACCGUUUUUUCGGGAUCUGUCAUGGAUGUUGAUAAUGACUCCCAGGAAGACAAGGCAUGUAAAUCGUCACAAACAGGCGAAAUGGGCCAGUGUGAUGACUUAUCAGAGACUUCCAUGGUGGAGUGUUUAUCUGAAAUGGACAUAUCUCCUGAUGAUGUUGUUAGAAUAAUUGGACAAAAACAUUUCUGGAAAGCAAGACGAGCUAUUGCCAACCAGCAGAGAAUGCUUGCAGUUCAAAUAUUUGAGUUGCAUCGACUACUCAAGGUCCAGAAACUGAUAGCUCGUUCGCCAAAUGGGAUGCUCGAAGAUAGUGCUGCUUGUCUAGGCAAACCUUUAAAGAAGUUGUCUGAUAAAAGAAUUUCAUUGGAAUAUUGUGUCGAAGCACCUGAAAAUGUUUCGAAGUCCAAGAAUGAUACUGUAAAGCCUAAAUCUAGGAUGGAAUGCAAUGCCGAAAACAAUGUAGGAAAGACAUCUCCGUCAUCUGUACAAAAUGGUACCCUACCACCUCCAGAGAACCCACCGCCAACACCUGUAAAAUAUGACUCCCUUAUGAGUCCUUGGUGCUUCAAUCAACCUCGGGGGCACCAAUGGUUGAUACCCGUGAUGUCUCCUUCUGAAGGACUCGUAUACAAGCCAGUGUAUGGAGGUUGUGGACCCCAAGGAUUGACCCCAGUGACGAGAAACUUUUCAGCUCCAUCAUAUGGACUUCCUUUUGCACCUCCGAAUGGUCAUGGCUACUUUCGGCCUUUUGGCAUGCCAGUUAUGAAUCCAGCAAUCCCAUCUCCUGGUGCAACGGGUUCUCAAGGUCAGUUAUCGGUAGGGAGAGCUAAUUUUAACAUUCAACACCAGAACUCAAGCAACGUUGAGAGUGAGAAUGAUGGAACCGUGCCAGAGGUUGUGAGAUUGUCUCACUCUAGAGAUUCUGAGUUACAGGCCAGCACUGCAAAUAGUCCCAGUGAAAGAGCUCGUGGAGUAGACAUGUGCAACUCUUCUCCAGCUAUUGACAAUCCCGUUUGUAGGCCUCAGCCUCGUUUUCCUAACCACCCUGCCCGAGUAAUCAAAGUUGUACCUCAUAAUGCCAGGUCUGCUACAGAAUCUGCUGCUCAGAUUUUUCAGUCCAUACAAGAAGAAAGAAAACAGUAUUGACCCAGAUUUCUUUCAUCUGUAGGUAGUUCUCACUAAAUUGACCAUGUACUUCAUCCAAGGUGAUGAAGGUUUUUGGUCUAUUUGUUGUUACCUCCUCAUCUGUAUUGUUGUAAUUGGAUUUCAAACUCAGUUGGUGAGCCACUUUGUAGAUAGCAUACCUGAAAAUUACCUUAUACCGUUGUUGCAUGAUUGUUUCGUGUUCCA
Molecule: messenger RNA, 3232 nt
Organism: Lycium ferocissimum
Lineage: Eukaryota; Viridiplantae; Streptophyta; Magnoliopsida; Solanales; Solanaceae
Product: protein HEADING DATE 3B-like
Exons: 5
Coding region: 1298-3028 (576 amino acids)
Biological process (GO): regulation of photoperiodism, flowering
Source: RefSeq, a predicted model, not a curated record